AUGGCCAAAAUAAUUAAUACACAUCAUACCUAUGGUGCUGUCCCAAAGGUUUCCAUCCAAGACAUGGAUGAAGAGAUCAACAGAAUGGAAAGUGGUGAAAGCAGACUUCUAAGUAAGCAUGAAGAGACUAAUGGUACUGUACACCCGGUGGAAAACAUAAGAUGCUACAGCAUAUUCUCAAGCAAGAACCGGGUACAUGCUGUUACUGCAGCCUUACACCGUGAACAACAUCUUCCCGGCACAGCCGCAGUCUGUAAUACCAAUAACAGCAACAAUAAGGAUGAGGAAGAAAAAAAGAAAAAGAAAAAAGAAAAAAAAGACAAAUCUGAUCAUAAAAAGGAAAAGAAAAAAGACAAGGAAAAAAAGAAAGACAAAGAAAAAGGAGCAAAAGGCAAAAAAGAAAUAAAAGAUGAUGGAAAAGACAAGGGAAAGGAGAAAGAAAAAGAGAAGGAAAAAGAAAAAACCGACAAGGACAAAGACAAGGACAAAGAUAAAGACAAGAAAGAGGAGAAAAAGAAAGAAAUCUACGUCAUUGAUCCAUCAAGCAACGCAUAUUAUAACUGGCUCUUUUGUAUUACGAUGCCUGUAAUGUACAACUGGACCAUGAUUAUAGCAAGGGCUUGUUUUGACGAACUCCAGCAAGACUAUCUUGAAACAUGGUUCUUUCUUGACUACAUAUCAGAUGUCAUCUAUAUUGCAGAUAUGUUUGUAAGAACAAGGACAGGCUAUUUGGAACAAGGCCUUCUGGUCAAAGAUGAAAAAAAACUACGGGACAAGUAUAAAAAAACUUUACAGUUUAAACUGGAUUUGGUGUCCAUUAUACCCACAGAUAUAUUUUAUUUUGUACUUGGACUAAAUUAUCCAGAACUCAGACUUAAUAAACUGCUGAGAGUUUCUCGUAUGUUUGAGUUUUUUCAGCGAACUGAAACAAGGACCAACUACCCUAACAUCUUCAGGAUUUCUAACCUCAUCAUGUACAUCGUGAUUAUCAUUCACUGGAAUGCUUGUGUCUACUAUUCCAUAUCUAAAGCAAUAGGAUUUGGAGAAGAUUCUUGGGUUUACCCUAAUACUUCACACCCUGAUUACGGCCGCUUGGCCAGGAAAUAUGUGUACAGUCUUUACUGGUCAACACUGACACUAACUACUAUUGGUGAAACGCCUCCUCCUGUGCUAGAUUCUGAGUUUUGGUUUGUUGUUGCUGAUUUCUUAGUAGGAGUGUUAAUUUUCGCUACCAUCGUCGGUAAUGUCGGUUCCAUGAUUUCAAACAUGAAUGCAGCCAGAGCAGAGUUCCAAGGUAGAAUUGAUGCCAUUAAACAGUACAUGCAUUUCCGUAAAGUCAGCAAAGACUUGGAAAAAAGAGUAAUUAAGUGGUUUGACUAUUUGUGGACAAAUAAGAAAGCUGUGGAUGAAAGAGAAGUGUUGAAGUACCUACCUGACAAGUUAAGAGCGGAAAUUGCUAUCAAUGUCCAUCUAGACACACUAAAGAAAGUCAGAAUCUUUGCUGAUUGUGAAGCUGGACUUCUGGUCGAACUUGUAUUAAAGCUACAGCCUCAAGUUUACAGCCCUGGAGACUACAUCUGUAGGAAAGGAGAUAUUGGACGAGAAAUGUAUAUCAUCAAAGAAGGUAAACUUGCUGUUGUGGCAGAUGAUGGAAUCACACAAUUUGUGGUUUUGAGCGAUGGCAGCUAUUUUGGAGAGAUCAGUAUUCUUAACAUCAAGGGCAGUAAAGCUGGAAAUAGAAGAACAGCAAAUAUUAAGAGUAUUGGAUAUUCUGAUCUGUUCUGUUUGUCUAAAGAUGACUUAAUGGAGGCUCUCACUGAAUAUCCUGAUGCUAAAGCCAUGCUUGAAGAAAAAGGAAGGCAGAUCCUCAUGAAAGACGGUCUCCUUGACUUAGAUAUUGCUAAUUCAGGUGCUGAUCCCAAAGACAUUGAAGAGAAAGUUGCUCACAUGGAAGGCUUAGUUGAAAACCUGCAAACAAAAUUUGCUAGACUGUUGGCUGAAUACGACUCGGCACAACAAAAACUUAAACAGCGGGUGACCAAAAUAGAGAACGUGUUAAAGCCUGAUCCUGAAGCUAGCGAGGUUCCAGAAAGAGAGGCAGAAGAAGAACCCCCUCCAAAAUAA
Messenger RNA from Bufo gargarizans (Asiatic toad), 2124 nucleotides. It is a transcript of the gene CNGA1, whose product is annotated as cyclic nucleotide gated channel subunit alpha 1. The transcript has 8 exons. Gene Ontology annotation, biological process: monoatomic cation transmembrane transport. The record is from RefSeq and is a predicted model, not a curated record. Gene Ontology annotation, cellular component: plasma membrane; intracellular cyclic nucleotide activated cation channel complex. Bases 1 to 2124 code for a protein of 707 amino acids. NCBI's taxonomy places the organism in Eukaryota, Metazoa, Chordata, Amphibia, Anura, Bufonidae. Gene Ontology annotation, molecular function: protein-containing complex binding; intracellularly cAMP-activated cation channel activity; cGMP binding.